Molecule: messenger RNA, 2272 nt
Organism: Dermacentor albipictus
Lineage: Eukaryota; Metazoa; Arthropoda; Arachnida; Ixodida; Ixodidae
Gene: Uba2
Product: Ubiquitin-like activating enzyme 2
Biological process (GO): protein sumoylation
Cellular component (GO): SUMO activating enzyme complex; cytoplasm
Molecular function (GO): SUMO activating enzyme activity
Source: RefSeq, a predicted model, not a curated record
GUGCAGCAGACGGUCAUUUGAGGAAUCGCCCGACGUUUGUGCGCAGUCGCGAGUAGAAGCGAGCACGACAGAAAAAAUUUGGGCACUAGCGCCUGCUAGCGCUCCGCAAGGCUAGAGGGACCACGAGUGGAACAAGACAAAACAAGAGACACGCCAGACAACUAGACAACGCGCGGCGCGAAGUUUGCAAGAUGGCGGACGCCGGCUUCGUUCAGCGCGUUCAAGAUGUCAAAAAGGCGAACGUUUUAGUUGUUGGUGCUGGCGGUAUUGGUUGCGAGUUACUUAAAGACUUAGUACUUUCUGGCUUUGCCAACAUUGAGAUCAUUGACCUGGAUACGAUAGACGUGAGUAACCUGAACCGGCAAUUUCUGUUCCAGAAGGAGCACGUCGGAAAGCCAAAAGCGUUCAUUGCCAAGGAAAGCGCCGAGAGGCUUGACCCGCAUGUGAAAAUCGUAGCUCACCAUGACAGUAUUGUGAAGCCAGAGUAUGGACUCGACUUUUUCAAACGUUUCGACAUUGUCAUGAACGCUCUCGACAACAGGAGUGCGCGGAGCCAUGUGAAUCGGAUGUGUUUGGCCGCCAAAGUGCCGCUGAUCGAGAGCGGCAGCGCCGGAUACUUGGGACAAGUGACGCCGAUAUUCAAAGGGCUCACUGAAUGCUACGAGUGCCAGCCGCAGCCUGCUGAAAAGACUUAUCCGGGAUGCACCAUACGCAACACGCCUUCGGAGCCGAUACAUUGUAUUGUAUGGGCGAAGCAUCUUUUCAACCAGCUUUUUGGCGAGGCAGAUCCUGACGAAGACGUAUCGCCGGACUCUACCGACCCCGAGCUCAGAGGUGAAGUGAGCUUAGACCAAAUGCUCAAACAAGGCACAGACGCCACGGGCAACGUUUGCCGCGUCUCGACGCGGCUUUGGGCCACGCAGUGCGGUUACGACCCGGAGAAGCUCUUCAACAAGCUUUUCGGCGACGACAUACGAUACCUGCUCCAUAUGGAGAAGCUAUGGUCGCGCAGAAAGCCCCCAAUGCCUUUACAGUGGGACAACUUGCCGGACACAACGGCUUGCAGCAGUGCUGACGCGACUGACUCUGGCACGCUCGAUCACCGGCGCUGGAGUUUGGACCAGUGCCGCCGAGCUUUUUGCGACUCCGUGAGAAAGCUGAAGGCGCGAGCAGUGGAGCUCAGUGAAAGCGACCAUUUAGUGUGGGACAAGGACAACGAUGAGUGCAUGGAUUUUGUGACUGCUUGCGCAAACCUUCGUGCUCACUGCUUUGGAAUUCCUCAGACUAGCAGAUUUAAUGUAAAAGCAAUGGCAGGCAAUAUUAUCCCUGCCAUAGCAACAACCAACGCCAUCAUUGCAGGUAUUAUAGUGCUUCAGGCUUUCAAGCUUCUGCAAGGGAAGUUGGAAGAGUGUAGAACAAGCUGCAAACAGGUCUUCUUAAAUAAGCAGCCAUCGUCAACAAAAAAGCUUAUUAUUCCGGCUCAGCUUGUCGAGCCAAAUCCAAAGUGUUACACAUGCUCAUCAAAGGCAGAGCUCUAUGUUAGUCUUAAUACAAAACAGAUGACUGUUGGCACUUUUGAGGAUAAGGUGCUCAAGGAGCAAAUAAGAAUGGCUGCACCUGAUGUAGAGCUUGAUGAUGGCAAAGGCACUAUCCUCAUUUCAAGCGAGGAAGGUGAGACCGAUUCCAAUCGGGCCAUGCAUCUGGCAAGCCUAGGUGUUAUUCAUGGCUCACGGCUUCGCUGUGAUGAUUUUCUGCAAAAUUUUCAGGUUACGGUUAACAUUGUUCACGAUGAAAAUACAGAUGGCACAGGGUUUGAAAUUGCAGGCGAUGUUUCCCAGCUGAAGCCUGAUAGUGACAUAGCAGACAGUAAUAACCAUAAUGAAGAGGUUGAAAGCAAAGGGCAACAUGGCUGCAAUGAUGCUAGCGAUGACGAUCUAUGUGUCAUUGAAGAUGAUGUUGAGGAAGCUGGAAAUGAGAGAAAAAGUCUGAAACGCAAGAUGACAGACAUUGAAAACGUGGAGGUCAAAAGGUCCUGUGUUGUGAUUGACUGAUGAAGUCUGUUGUCAAAUUAUUUUGAACUGAAAGGGGUUCAAUGUGGCCAAUAUUUUUUUAAAACAUGAUGCAAGUUGCACGUCAUUGUGUUGCACAGCAAGUUCUAAAUUAUAAAUUUAUUUACCAUGCAUCAUAUUCUCUUGUACAGCAAAAAAUCAGCAGUUUGAGCCAUACUGAAGUGUAACAUUUCUUGAAUAAAUGCGACUUGUUUUAAAAUCGA